Molecule: messenger RNA, 1304 nt
Organism: Cryptotermes secundus
Lineage: Eukaryota; Metazoa; Arthropoda; Insecta; Blattodea; Kalotermitidae
Gene: mRpL44
Product: 39S ribosomal protein L44, mitochondrial
Exons: 6
Coding region: 118-1143 (341 amino acids)
Biological process (GO): regulation of gene expression; rRNA processing; primary miRNA processing
Cellular component (GO): nucleus
Molecular function (GO): double-stranded RNA binding; ribonuclease III activity
Source: RefSeq, a predicted model, not a curated record
AUUUACAUAUUUUGUAAUAAUUACUUAUGUUUCACUUUACAAAUGUGUAUCUAUUUUUCUGAAAUUAAUUUAUAAAGAAAGUGUAAAUGGUUUUGUGUUAUAUACAGAGAAAUAGUUAUGGAUUUUGCUAGGAAACUUUCUGUGGUAAUACUAAAUGCACAAAAGACGAGAAGGACGUAUUUCGUUUCUGCUGAGAGGAACUACAAGAGAUGGUUUGCCCCAACUUUAAAAGAAAUGAAGAAGCGAAAGCUCAAAAUGGGUCCACAACCACCUCAGCAUCGUUCUACAUUCCUAGAAUGGAACUAUCAAUCUGAACUGUAUGCUUUUGGAAAACGGCUUGGUGAAGAAUUUAAGAAGGAUCUACUGCAGCGUGCUUUAACUCACCGUUCCUACAUUGUGCAAGAGGAAAUGAGACAGAAGGAAGUUGGUAUUGAAGAUCCCAAGCUUAGCCUUGAGGACAAUCAAGAAUUGGCUAGAAGAGGAGAGGCAUUGAUGAGUGAAUAUUUAAAGCAUCAUCUCCGAUUUGCCCUCCCUCGAUUCCCAGAAGAAGGGAUAUGUGCUAUCCUUGACCAUUUGAUGUCAGUUGAAACUUUGGCCCAUGUUUCCCGACAUCUUGGAACCAGUGACAUCAUUCUUUCUUCUGAUUUUCCUGUUGAAGAAGUUACUCUUGCAACAACAUUGAAAGCUGUAGUUGGAGCACUUGCAGAGAGCUCUGGAGAAGACAGGGCUAGAGAGUUUGUCCGUGACUUCCUUCUUACACAACUAGCAGGAAGAGAUGUGAAUGAGUUCUGGGAAAUUAAGGAUCCCAUAACAACUCUUACAGACAUAUUGAAACGUGAUGGCAGGGGUGAGCCAGAGCCAAGGGUCAUCGGUGAAAGUGGGAGUAACACAGUACUUGCCUCUUACCAAGUUGCUCUCUACUCAGAUAAAGAGUUUUUAAGCAUAGGUUAUGGUGAAUCCAUUUCCAUUGCAAUUGAAAUGGCAGCACAUGAUGCUUUAAAACGUCUGUUCCAUACAACAGAGAAUAUGAAACCUAUUCCAUUCACAAUGGAUGUUGGUGCUAUGUCAGAUGAUGAAUCAAAGCGGAAUGUAAGCAUCAAUGACUGGAGCAGUGCAAAAAUGGAAAAUGUUGUUCAUUGUUAAUAGGAAUCAUUGCAGUUACCACUUUUAGAUGGCAAGAUGAUGUGUCAUUCUUUUUCAUUUAAAACAGUAGUUACACGCAUUCUUCCAUGUAACAGCUGUGUCAAAUGUUAUAUUACAAAUUAAAUAUAUCUUAUUGCAAAUAAAUUUGAACAUACAAUUUA